Daldinia decipiens is the source of this 2753-nucleotide messenger RNA. RefSeq names its product kinase-like domain-containing protein. Gene Ontology annotation, biological process: peptidyl-serine phosphorylation; peptidyl-threonine phosphorylation. Gene Ontology annotation, molecular function: ATP binding; protein serine/threonine kinase activity. Lineage: Eukaryota; Fungi; Ascomycota; Sordariomycetes; Xylariales; Hypoxylaceae. The transcript has 5 exons. The coding region runs from base 1 to 2709 and encodes 902 amino acids. The record is from RefSeq and is a predicted model, not a curated record.
AUGACAGAGGAAGAAAUCGAUCGUUAUAUUACAGAGCACCUCUGGCUCAUUCGCAGGACGGGUAUCGCUAAUGCUCGCCGUAGGCAGCAAAUUGUUUACUGGAAUAUCCAUGCCACAAAGCUGAGCCAAGCGCGUACCCAGAAUGGACCGCCCAUACAGAUUCACGAAAAGUCCAACGAAAAGAGUCGUGGUAUCAGGCUUCUGAAUCCUCUCCAGCUACAUAUUUUCCAUGACUUGCAACCGUACCACUGUACCUACAAGGAUUGCCAUGAUCCCCACAGACUCUACGGGACACGUCAAGACUGGGUCAACCAUGAAAGCCAACAUUCUCAAGUAUGGCAUUGCCGAGAUCAUAACGAAAAGUUUGAAACAGAAUCCGGAUAUAUAGACCACCUGAGGGCACUGCAUCCUGAAGUUGAUAUGAAGGGUUCCCUCUUAGAACUUAUAUCCAUCGCUAUCGAGCCCUCUCUUAGAUCAAGUCGUGACUGUCCCUUCUGUCUCAAAGAUUUUCCCGAGAUUACGGACAAAUUAGAGGGAUCGGAUUACUUGUCGGAUAGCCAAAAGGUCCAGCACCACGGACGCCGAGAUUCUAUCGCUAAGGACUUCGAGGAUGAAGAAGAACCGUUUACGACUGCCACAAUCACCCCCCAAGUUAAUGAGCAGAACCGCAAACAAGAUGUGAUAGAAAACAGCUCGAACCAUGUAUCUUCUACGGAAAAUAACAACAGUCUAGAAUCAUGGUUCAGUGGGCUCAAGAAACUUCUGGAUGAUACUCCCAGUGAAGGGACACUAUCCGCAGAAGACCCUACAAAACGCACAGCUCCCGGAGAGACUACAGCAAACUAUCAAUUAGAAACAUUUUCGAGAGACGAUCAAGAAAAGGCUCAGCAUAUCCAUGAUCAAAGCAAAGAGCAUAUCCUACCCCAGAUAUACCAGCCAAUAACCCAUAACAUUACCAAAAUCCACGAAACCAUUGAGGAGGAGCUUGACCUCUCUCAAGUCUCCAGUGCUAUGGAUCACGGUAAAAGAUACAUCCCGAGGGACAAGCUUCAGGGCAUUCUUACUGUCAAGAGGAUUCGAGCCAUUGUAACCCUACCCUUCUUCCAAGACUUCCCGAACAAGGACGACUUAACUAGACGCAUAUAUUAUGGAUCAACGGAUUCAAACCCUCUUUCAAAGUUAUUGGCCGUCUUCGUCGGGAUCGGGAAACUAGAAGACUUCCCGAAAUGUAUCGAAGAGGGAAUAGAUGAUGGUUGUCUUCCAAUGACAGCAGACAACCUUAGCGAUGGUAAAAUGUCUCUCUACUGCGAAGCACACAAGACGCACCAUGCGACUAUCAAUAAAUUUCGUCGACCUAACCACAGAUUACAAUUUACGCAGUGGUCAUACAGGGUAAUCGCACCGUGUAUCACGUCUACGAAACAGGAACAUUCUCACUGCUAUCUACACGCCAGUGACAUUUUCCCCAUGCCCUCUGGGAAAAAACUACAGAAGCAAGACACGAUGAAGCAACAUAUGACGAAGCAAGACAACAAACCGCAAAUGACGGAGGUGGCGUUUGCAUAUGGCGGGUUUAGUGAAGUGUAUCAAGUCAAGAUUGGUAAGAGUCAUCAAUAUUUUGAAGAUAUAGGGAUACGCCAUCCCGAGAAAAUGUUUGCUUUGAAGAAGCUCAUCUCUCAUGAUCGGAACAACUUCAACUUGGAACUCUCAUCCCUGUUAUUCUGUAUGGAUGAAUCCAUUAAGAAGAAAGCCGAUAAGCACGUCAUCCAGCCUCUUGCGACCUUUGAAGUUGAAGAGCCCGCAGUUGAUGGUUCGACUUAUUAUAUUCUCUUCGACUGGGCUGAGGGUAAUCUUAAUGAUUUCUGGAAGAAGAACGAUCAUCUUGUCGGGGUCAGGGAUCAUUGUAGAUGGAUGUCUCGUGAAUUCUAUUCACUCUGUUUGGCGCUCGAGUGUGUUCAUAAUGAACGCAAAGAGACAUUGAAGUUCAUCGACAAAACCGCGCUUGAAAAAACCCUAUCAGGAAGACCUCACGAUGCCAACAACUUAUAUGGGCGCCACGGAGAUAUUAAGCCGGAUAACGUCCUUUGGUUCGAUCCCCCCCAGCGACCACCACCUCAACAAAGGCAUUCAUCAUCGAAACAAGGACCUUCGUUACCAGGAAAUCUUGAUAGACUAGUUCUAUCUGAUUUUGGGCUUGGCAGACUACAUACUCAAGUCUCUCGAUCGAAUCGAGAUCCAAGGAACAUCGCCAGGAUAGAGACAUAUAGGGCGCCAGAGUUUGACCUAAACGAUGGUAAAAUCUCUCGCGCAUCCGAUAUUUUUAGCCUUGGGUGCGUAUUUCUCGAAUAUGUUACCUGGUUUUUAUUAGGAAACGAAAUCGUGACAGAAAAGUUCCCUACCCAUAGACUCGAGUCAGAUAUCUACACAUUUGAGUCAGAUACUUUCUUCAACAUUCGUUUGGAUGCGCAAAGCGGCAAACAGCGACCCUUUCUAAAAGAAAGUGUCAAAUUUUGGAUCGAACAGCUCCAGAAGCACGAAGAUUGCAGUUGGUACUUACACCAACCCCUUGAUAUCAUAAGGGAUAAGAUGCUCGCACCAGACCGUGAGAAGCGAAUCCAUAUUAUGGAACUUAUUAAGGAUAUGGAUGUACUUCGUCAAACAUGUGAAAGGAAUGUCAGCUUCUAUUUGAAGACCAAAAGUGAAUCUUAGGUUUAUCAAUACUGUACAAGGUAAUAUUCAGCAUCAAAUACCAC